Messenger RNA from Alternaria arbusti, 393 nucleotides. RefSeq lists its product as uncharacterized. Bases 1 to 393 code for a protein of 130 amino acids. NCBI's taxonomy places the organism in Eukaryota, Fungi, Ascomycota, Dothideomycetes, Pleosporales, Pleosporaceae. The record is from RefSeq and is a predicted model, not a curated record. The transcript is spliced from 2 exons.
AUGUUCAAAUUACCUCUCCAAACCGCUCGUGCCUCUUUCAAGCGCCAGCUACGACUAAGCUCCAGCUCAGCCUCCGACCGCGCCGGGUGCGUUGACCGAGCCGUCAACGAGCUCCAGGCUGCGCAGGGCAUAACGACUACCGGUCGCGUUGUCAACAAGAUAUGCACGCGCCUCGCCAACGAUAGAGCAACGACGCGUACAGAGCAGCUGAUCUGGCUUGCGAAAUAUGCCCUCGAUACAUCAGCAGCACCCAAGCGCGAUAACGAUAGCAGCAAGGCUUCGGUAUACCAGAAACCCCAAGAGAAGCAAGAAGAUGAGCAAAAGUCAACUGCACCUGAGGCGGACGGCAAACGUUCUUGGGAGGGCGUUUCCGCAUGGCCGCAUAUGUGGUAG